Letharia columbiana is the source of this 1434-nucleotide messenger RNA. RefSeq lists its product as uncharacterized. Lineage: Eukaryota; Fungi; Ascomycota; Lecanoromycetes; Lecanorales; Parmeliaceae. Gene Ontology annotation, cellular component: intracellular membrane-bounded organelle; cytoplasm; membrane. Bases 1 to 1434 code for a protein of 477 amino acids. The record is from RefSeq and is a predicted model, not a curated record. Gene Ontology annotation, biological process: sphingosine biosynthetic process. The transcript has a single exon.
AUGUCAGCGCCACCCAAAGAAGACUGCCAGAAUGAAGGGACCGUUCGAGGGAAGGAUGCCAGCUUAACCUAUGACGCCGUGGAGGGUAUCCUUAUCAUUGAAGGCGACUCCGGGCACGAGACCAUUCUCGACGGCAGCGUUAUCGCUGUCGUCGAUGGGAGAAAGGAUGGAGAAUCUGGUACCAAAACUCAACAAAUUCUGCUCCUCUCCCAACUCCCAGGAGCGCACUACAGGUUCGAGGAUGUCCAAGUCACGAAUUUGCCGCAGUCAUUCAUAGACGCCAACGUAAUCUCGCCUCAUUUUGGGCAACUAGUGCCUUCCAGAAGUGCAUCCAAAGGCAGCGGCUCUGUUCCAAGUCUAUAUGUCGUAAUAUCCAUCGGUUCUGGUACAGGUGAAGCACAAGGAUUCUUUGAUAAUGUUGUCAAGCCAGCAUUUACUGCUAGUGGCGUUCAACCCUUCUCCUACUACGUUCAUACUACGAACUCUAACAAGAGCAUCGAGAGGCUUAUCAGCGCGGUGAUACUGCCUCGAGCGAAUGAAGGCGUGUCUCAAACAGUCCUGCUUUUAUCAGGCGACGGCGGUGUGGUCGACACCAUCAAUGUGUUGCUCUCUUCGACGAGAAGCGGACAAUACGUCAAGCCAGCAAUCGGCCUUGUUACCAUGGGCACUGGCAAUGCUUUGGCUAACUCUACAGGCCUGAAUCGCGAUCUGACGCGAGGUCUUCGUCACUUCUAUCGUGGACAAGCCCACCCGUUACCAACGUUGACUGCAACGUUCUCCCCAAAUUCGGAAAUUUUGUUCGAUGAAGGCAGACAGACCGAGCCUGUAGCGCCACCUGCUGCUGAUGCCGGAGAAAUGUACGGAGCUGUGGUCUGCAGCUGGGCUCUCCAUGCUUCUCUAGUGGCCGACAGUGAUACGGCGGAGUACCGCAAAUUUGGUAGUCAACGUUUUCAGAUGGCUGCAAAAGAACUGCUUUCACCGUCUGAUGGCUCUGCACCGCAUGUUUACAAGGGUCAAAUCACACUGGUCAAGCUCGACGACAAUGGCCAUGAAUUUCAGCAGAUGCUGGAUGCGCAGGAACAUGGGUACAUACUAGCCACACUGGUCUCUAACCUGGAAGAGAAACUUACCAUCUCUCCUCAUUCGAAGCCUCUGGAUAACCAGCUACGCUUAGUGCAUUUUGGCGCUAUUCCUAGCGAAGAAGUGAUGAAAAUUUUGGGACUAGCAUUCCAAGGCGGAGCCCAUAUUGAUAAUGAAACGGUCGGCUACGAGAGCAUUGAGAGAAUUAGGAUCGACUUCGAUGAAUCAGAUGGUCGCUGGCGAAGAGUGUGCGUAGAUGGGAGAAUCGUCCGAGUGGGUGAAGGCGGAUGGGUGGAGGUGAGAAAGAACACUGGCAUGGAUGUCAUCGACAUCAUUGUCGAUUUGAGAGUAUGA